Sinocyclocheilus anshuiensis is the source of this 1909-nucleotide messenger RNA. Its product is annotated as etoposide-induced protein 2.4 homolog. Gene Ontology annotation, cellular component: endoplasmic reticulum. Lineage: Eukaryota; Metazoa; Chordata; Actinopteri; Cypriniformes; Cyprinidae. The transcript has 11 exons. Gene Ontology annotation, biological process: macroautophagy. Bases 196 to 1218 code for a protein of 340 amino acids. The record is from RefSeq and is a predicted model, not a curated record.
CGCAGCUGCGCUGACCUGAUGCUGUUUUGUUGAGAGCUUGAGAAAAGAGAGUGAAACUCCAAGGCUUCAGGUGAAGAGAAGAUUUUAGCCUAAAUAGGCACAUGAGUUUGCAGGCGUGUCCUCCUCCUGACAUGAGAUCUUGCCUGGCCCCUGGUUGCCCCUCCUGCAGUUGAUGACUCUGCAGCCGGUGUGGAGAUGACGGACGGUGUCAGAGCGUUUGUCCGCAAUGUUGCGACGGGAAUCAAGGACUCCAUCCUGGGCAUUGGAACCAUCUCCAAGCUCGAUGCUCGAAUUCAGCAGAAGAGGGAGGAGCAGAGGAGGCGCAGAACGAGCGGGGCCCUGGCGAUGAGACGGGCUCAGAGCGAGGAGCGGAAACAGGACUGUGAACCAAAACUAGCAAGUCGAAUUUUUCAGUGCUGUGCCUGGAAUGGAGGUGUAUUUUGGCUAAGUCUGUUCCUGUUUUAUCGGGUGUUUAUCCCACUGCUGCAGUCCCUCACUGCUAGAAUCAUAGGUGACCCUUCGCUACAUGGUAAUGUGUGGUCCUGGCUGGAGUUCAUUCUGACAUCUGUGUUCAGUGCUCUCUGGGUUCUGCCUCUCUUUGUGCUUAGCAAGAUAGUCAAUGCCAUUUGGUUCCAGGACAUUGCUGAUCUGGCGUUUGAAGUGUCCGGACGUAAAGCUCAGCCUUUUCCCAGUGUCAGCAAGAUCAUUGCAGACAUGCUCUUCAAUCUUUUGCUCCAGGCACUCUUCCUCAUCCAGGGAUGGACCGUGAGUCUCUUUCCCAUUGAUGCUAUUGGUCAGUUGGUCAGUCUCCUGCACAUGUCUCUGCUCUACUCGCUUUACUGCUUUGAAUAUCGCUGGUUUAAUCACGGAAUUGAAAUGCACCAAAGGCUGUCAAACAUUGAGAGAAACUGGCCGUAUUACUUUGGCUUUGGUUUGCCCAUGGCACUACUGACUGCGCUGCCCUCUUCAUACAUCAUAAGCGGCUGUUUGUUCUCCAUUCUCUUCCCACUCUUCAUCAUCAGUGCAAACGAAGCAAAGACCCCAGUCAAACUCUACCACUUCCAGCUCCGCCUCUUUUCCCUGGUCGUCCUCAUCAGUAACAAACUGUUCCACAAGACGGUGCACCUGCAGAGCUCCAUCCCGACCUCCACAUCCACAGAGAAGCUGCCCUCGCCUCACGUGUCCCCGACGCGCCAGCGACCUAUGCCCCCCCAGUGACCUCUUUCAGGAUUCCCAACUCAGUUUGGUUUGAAAGAGUGGAUGGAAAAAUAUUUGCGUUGUCUGUGUUUGAAAGUGUCUGUCGAUGUUCUUCUGAAGGAUGAAUCGGACGGGUUAGUAAUGUGAUCGCCCUGUGCUGAUACACAAGGUCAUGAUUCUCUGUGUGAUUUUUGUUGGACUAUUUUUGUACCCAUUAUGUGCCAUUUGGGUGAUUUGUAGAGACAGCACAAAGAUCUCGGCGUGCACAUUUUCUGUGAACUGACUUCCCUCCUCUUUUAGGCCCUGUAGUUUCUAUCUCAACUCGUUUUAUCUAUUUAUGGCCUUCUUUUUAAUUUUAUGUAAUGACUUUUUCUGCCUUGUGAGGUCCAGACACAUGACAGUUUGUUUCUCAGUUAACACUAAGCUCUAUGACAUGCUUUAGCUAAUAACUUACGGUAUGGAUCAGUAGAAAAAUGUCCCCCAAUGGUUUGUUUUUCUGCACUGAAAUGUGGACUAGACUGAAAAACGAUCAAAUUGAAAGGCCUCUUUAUGCAAGGGAUGUUUCUUGACCUAAAAUGUUGUGAGUUUGCUAGACGUUUUAAAGCUCAUUACUUUGACUACACAUCUUCUUAAUGGAAUAGUUUGUCCGAAAAUUAUUUAUUCACCCUUAUGUUUCUUUAAUUUGUGGAACACAAAAGAAGAGAUUUUGCAA